AUGCUACUGGUCAAACACGUCCUCUACGCAACCGGUGCACUUGCAUCGCAAAGUGUUCUGUCGUCCAAGGCAGGCCCCAAGACUGGCAAUGUCGCCUAUAAGCUUCCUACCGAACGCACAUUUCUCCUCAACGUACCCUCGGCCUACGCACAUGAGGAUGCUCACCCACUGGUGCUCUCGUUCCAUGGCGGUCUUGUCUCAGCCAGCGGCUUCAGCGAGAAACAGCAGCGCAUAACUGAACUCUCGGAGUCGUCGCUUCGUAUCGCAGGAAUGCCAUUUCUCACAGCCUAUGGCCAAGGUGUCAACAACACCGACUGGAAUAUGACGCACAUCUGGAAAGGAGCCCCACACGAAAACACCACUGUCGAUGAUAUUGCCUACGUUUACGACAUGGUAUCAGUCAUAUCCACCACAUACAACAUUGAGUCUAGUCGCAUAUACGCUUGCGGCAAGUCCAACGGUGGGGGCUUCACGGCACUUCUCGCCUGCCGACCCGAUACAUCGGCCUUGAUCGCCGCUUUCGCUCCUGUGUCGCCGGCACUAUAUCAGGGAACGUACGCAUUCCACAACUGCACGCCCUCGCGUCCUGUACCUAUUUUACAUGCCCAUGGGGUGGAGGACACUAUUACGCCCUUCCGUGGCCGCAGCCCUGAGGAAGGCUCCUUUGGCCCCGAACCAGAUGUGAGACUGUGGAGGAGGAUGUGGGCCGAGAGAAAUGGCUGCAAGGGACGCUACGACGGCGAGUGGGCCGAGCCGUUUGUGCGUGAGCUUUAUGACGGUACCUGGGGAGAAAUUUGGGAUUGUCCCGGGGCUGAAGUCAGGGGCUUGACAAUAGAGGGACUCGGCCAUUCGUGGCCCACCACUUCGGGAUUAGACCUAGCGGGCGCACCCAACCAGACGGCUAACUUCAACUUCACGAGUCCGCACUUGGUCCAAUUCUUCUCGAGUCAUCAGUUACCAUGA
Molecule: messenger RNA, 963 nt
Organism: Pseudomassariella vexata
Lineage: Eukaryota; Fungi; Ascomycota; Sordariomycetes; Amphisphaeriales; Pseudomassariaceae
Exons: 3
Coding region: 1-963 (320 amino acids)
Molecular function (GO): feruloyl esterase activity
Source: RefSeq, a predicted model, not a curated record